CUUCUCUCUUCUGCCAUUUCUUCCACAACCUCUCUCUCUCUCUCAUAUUUGUUCAAUUGUUCACCGAGAUGCGUAGAUGAUGUAUGUUUACAUUGAUAUUGUGUUCGAGAGAUAGUAGAUCUGUUGAGACGAAAAAAAGAAGGUGAAGAAGAUGGGGAAUGCUAGCGGUAGAGAAGAGAGAGCGAAUAGUACGAUCGGAGCAUCCAACGGUGAGGCCGGAGACCUAGAGGGGUAUGCGCUUGAUGUGCAGGCUCCAGGUCGUGUGCCUUCUUCCGAUUCGAUGGGGAAUACACCUCCUGGUACCCCUGGACGCAACCACCAUCCUCUUCUGUUCGCUCCUCAGGUGUUUGCAGGUUCCCGUGGCUCCAUUGCAGAGGGGUGAUGGUCAUCCUUUUUUCAAUCAGAUCUCGCAAACUGAAUCUUCUGGAGUUGAUCAUUGUCCUACUGAAGGAAUUCCCACAAUAAUUACAUGGAACUAUGGUGGUAAUGAAGUAGCCAUAGAAGGAUCUUGGGACAACUGGACUUCAAGGAAAAUACUGCAAAGAUCUGGUAAAGAUCAUUCCAUUAUUUUGGUUCUUCCAGCGGGCAUAUACCAUUACAAGUUUGUUGUAGAUGGCCAGUGGAGACAUAUUCCAGAUGUUCCAUUUGUUGCUGAUGAAAUGGGCCAUGUCUGUAAUCUUCUUGAUGUUAAUGAUUAUUUACCAGAAUACCCGGAUAGUGUGGCUGAAUUUGAGGCUCCACCGUCUCCGGACUCAAGUUACAGUCAAGCGCUCCCAACUGACGAAGAUUUUGCGAAGGAGCCUCUAGCAGUUCCACCACAGCUGCAUCUAACUGUCCUUGGCAUGGAAAACUCACAUGAAGCUUCUUCUUCAAAGCCUCAACAUGUUUUGCUCAACCACCUCUUCAUAGAAAAAGGAGGAGCAUCUCCAUCUCUUGUUGCUUUAGGGCUGACCCAUAGGUUCCAGUCCAAAUAUGUCACUGUGGUCCUCUAUAAGCCACUCAAGAGGUAAAUAAUUUCCCAUGCUCGACAUUGUAAAGGAAACAUUUAUUUUCAAACAUGCCUUUUGAUGGUUCCCUGUUUAUAUAACAGUUCAAAAACUAUCAUGGACCCCAUGUUUGUUGUGUUGCAUUUCAACAUGUCAAGUACUUCUUUUAGCUCUACUUGCUUUGCAUCUUCAACCAAGAGCCCUACUAGAGCCUCAUGGCUGGCUUUGCGUUGAUGCGUCUCUCAUCUGUCUACCACCUUGAAACCUAUCGACCUUAGAGCGGUUAGAGUAACAAUUAUACUUUCAUUUUUCACUUUAAGGUUUCGUAUGGUAUUAGCCAUUUUCAGUUUCAAGUUCAGCAUUUGAUCUCUCCAUUGUUUGAUUUGUUUCUUGUCUUGAGCUUGAGGUACUUGAUCCGAGUGCCCAAAACUUUGGUAACUUGGAUUGUCUUAUUGCAUUUGUAACCCAAAAGGGUUUAACAACCCGGUUGCCUUCUA
This is a messenger RNA of Tripterygium wilfordii, 1483 nucleotides long. RefSeq names its product SNF1-related protein kinase regulatory subunit beta-1-like. The coding region runs from base 234 to 1010 and encodes 258 amino acids. The record is from RefSeq and is a predicted model, not a curated record. The transcript is spliced from 4 exons. Gene Ontology annotation, molecular function: protein binding. NCBI's taxonomy places the organism in Eukaryota, Viridiplantae, Streptophyta, Magnoliopsida, Celastrales, Celastraceae.